Molecule: messenger RNA, 1650 nt
Organism: Rosa rugosa (rugosa rose)
Lineage: Eukaryota; Viridiplantae; Streptophyta; Magnoliopsida; Rosales; Rosaceae
Product: exocyst complex component EXO70H1-like
Exons: 2
Coding region: 1-1650 (549 amino acids)
Biological process (GO): exocytosis
Cellular component (GO): exocyst
Molecular function (GO): phosphatidylinositol-4,5-bisphosphate binding
Source: RefSeq, a predicted model, not a curated record
AUGCUAGUCUCAGAGACUGCGAAGUGUGGUACUACUGCACUCCCACCACCGCCAAGAAGAAGAAUGUCCAGCCUCUUCUUCUUGUCAUCCAACAAAAACCUCUCUUCUACUCACUAUUCACUUUCAAGCUCUUUUGCUGGUACCACCCCUAGCCGCACCUUCUCCUUGUCGAUGAUGGAAGAAAACAUUGAAAAUGCUGAGGCCAUCAUCACCAAAUGGGAUCCAAGUUCCUCCUCGUACACCAAGCUCACCUUUGUCUUCCAGCAAAGCAGGAAAGAAGCCAAAGAGUUCCUCAAAGCCAUCAAAUACUUGCGUAGUGCUAUGCAUGCUCUACUUGGCGAAAGGUUUCCAUCCAGCAAGCUUGUGCUUGCUCAAAAUUUAAUGCAGAUAGCGAUGAAAAGGCUUGAGAAAGAGUUUUACCAGAUAUUGUCUACAAGCCGUGAUCAGCUUGACCCCGAAUCAGUUUCAAGUCGAUCCUCAAGCAGGACAUGUAAAUUUGAUGAUGAAGAAGAGGGUGAGGCCAGAUCAGAAGAUGAGCUGGAUAUUGCUGGCGAGUCAAUUACAGAGGUUGAGAGAGUCUCAGUACUUGCCAUGUCAGAUCUGAAGUCAAUAGCUGAUUGUAUGAUCAGUUCUGGCUACGGUAAAGAGUGUGCAAAGAUAUACAAGGUUAUCCGAAAGUCAAUGAUCGACGAGGGACUAUAUCACCUUCGAAUCCGGCAGUUCAAGUCUUCUCAGAUUCAUAAGAUGGAUUCUGAAGCACUCGAAAAUGAAAUCAACAACUGGAUGAAGGCUGCAAAGAUUGCUGUGAAGACACUUUUUCAAGGAGAGAAAAUUCUCUGUGAUCAUGUGUUUUCAGCAUCUGAGACCAUCAAAGAGUCAUGCUUCUAUCAGAUAACCAAAGAGGGCGCAACAACCCUAUUCAGUUUUCCUGAACUCAUUGUGAAGAACAAGAAAGUUCCAGAAAGAAUUUUCGGGCUAAUGGAACUCCACGAAGCAGUCUCUGAUCUGUGGCCGGAGACUGAAUCAGUAUUCAGCUCUGAAUCAACCUCAGCUAUCAAACUUCAAGCUCUUUCAUUAUUGCUCAAACUUGGAGAUUCUGUCCGUUCUCUUCUUUCUGAUUUUGAAUCAACAAUUCAAAAGGACUCUACAAAAGUUCUAGUCCCCGGGGGCGGGAUAUACCCACUUACUCAAAAAGUGAUGAACUAUGUAACUUCACUAGCAGACUACAGUAUAAUUCUCAGUGAUAUUCUUACUGAUUAUCCACCACCAGCAAACUCCUCAUUUCACGAAACCUCCUUCAAGAGCCCAAUGUCAGAUGAAGGUUCAACACCAGCAGUGUCAGUACACCUAGCUUGGCUCAUUUUAGUUCUUUUGUGCAAACUUGACAUUAAAGCUGAGAUUUACAAAGAUGUGGGUUUGGCAUAUCUCUUCCUCGCCAACAAUCUUCACUUCAUUGUUGAGAAGGUGCACCAUUCACCCAACCUGAAACUCCUCCUCGGUGAAGACUGGGUAGCUGAACACACGAAUAAGGUUAAACUAUAUGCUUCAAACUACGAGACCACAGCCUGGACAAAGGUCUCAUCAUCAUUUCCAGAGAAGUCAUUCGAAAUGUCUUCUGAAAUGGCAAAGGAGUGUUUUAGAAGAAACUAG